Messenger RNA from Orbicella faveolata, 6576 nucleotides. Its product is annotated as melatonin receptor type 1A-like. NCBI's taxonomy places the organism in Eukaryota, Metazoa, Cnidaria, Anthozoa, Scleractinia, Merulinidae. Gene Ontology annotation, molecular function: G protein-coupled receptor activity. The record is from RefSeq and is a predicted model, not a curated record. Gene Ontology annotation, cellular component: membrane. Gene Ontology annotation, biological process: G protein-coupled receptor signaling pathway.
UACUCUUGUCCGAUCCAGCACGUGCUGUCUGUCAUUCAGCUCGUAGUGCUGGGGAGAUAAGUGAGGUUGUUUUGUCACGCUAUCGCCGGAAGUGGCAUGGGCUAACCAAACGCAAGGCAGUGUUCCCCCAUUAACGCCAUCAACAGUUGUUUGUAUUUGAGUAAUAGCUCUGGUUCAAUCUCAAGUCGCCACGGUUAACUUACUUUCGCUGGAACAACGACAUUAACUUUAUUUAUUGAGGGUAGCACACAACAGUAAUAACUGAAAAACCAGUGGCCCUCACAUAAAUAUUUACAGAAUAAAAAAGAUGACAAGUUAAAAAUUAAAAAUUAAAAAUAUAGAAACUGAUUCUCAAGUAUGCAAGCUUAUAAGGUUCGGUUGGUUUUUGAUAUGGGCAGGCAUCAUAUUCCAGAGGCGGCUAGUCGAUACUGAGAGAGACCUUCCACCCUCAGACUCCUGUUGAAUUGGGGAUACCAUAGCUACGCCGUAGAAAUUUGAAAACGCAGCUUUAUUUAUACAGUUAAACCCACCGUCCAAAUACACUUAUCCAGAGAAAUUGUCCGCGAAAACGGAACUUUUCGAAAAAGCCCAUCAAACCGGAGGGAUUUGAAAACGUCGGCUUUGCAGUUUAGUUACGCAAAAAUGGAGCUUUAGGAAACAAUGACGUCACGAUAAUCAUGUGACUAACCCUAACCCUCCAGGGGCCCUCCAGGGUACAUUCAGACGUUUCUGCCGCCGGUAAUUGUUGGGCUUCAAAUUUCUCCAGCGUAGUGUAUACGGACCUUAAACAUUGACGUUUUUCUCCGUUGGCAAAUGAGUUUGAUCUUUUUAUACCUUUCAUUUCAUUUUCCAUUCACACUAGAUUUCACGGACAAAGAUCACAAGGACGAUCACUGAAAACAUAAGUGGUUUGCCGUUGCGAGUACAGAUCAAGCAGAGCUUAUUUUUGAGAAUGAACAAACUUUGAAUUCUGGAAAAGUUUGGUCCACGAAGCUAGCCAAUCACGGUCGUCAAUCACCAUUAUAAUGUGUCCUUAAAGCUCCAAAGCCAGCUUUCCCUCGUGUCAAGACCCCUCCGGCUAAGAGAGACAGGCGGCUCUGGGGUCGAGAAUCCAAGUUCCUCGCGCUAAGCCCCUCUAGCUGAAAGGAACAGACCCUUUGGGAACAAAAAUGAGUGAUUUGAACAAAAAUUCUGGGACCCAGUUUCUCUCUUUCUUAGUGUCAUAAUAUUGCGCUAGAAAUGUAAAACACACCUACAUUUAAUUUUAUGGAGAUUGCAUCAUUUCGGCUUUGUCUCAAAUCGUUUUCAAUUUCAACAGCUCCGCUUGAGUUCAUUUCUGGUUCAUUGUACGCCAUCUUGUAAGACGUAGAAGGUGUGCCAUUUCUAUUUAUAAACGUACGCUAUAUCUACUCCAGAAUUAAUAGUUUCGUUUUCUUUUCAUAAAAAGCUCAAAUCGUUUGACUGCUUUUUAAUAACGCCCACAGUUUGAACUUGAGUUGCCCGUGUCUUUAGAAGCCAAUAUAACAGCACUUGAGGGCAGGACGCCUAGGAGCCUUUCUUCCUUUCGUGUGGUUUAAUCAACAGUUCCUCAUGAUCAUCACUGCUGGUAGCAGCGAAAUUAACUGGAAUAGACGAGACUUGGAUUCAAUAUUUUCCUCUAAACAGGUAAUAAAUAUGAUAUAAACCUGAUAUUUGCUUACGAUUCUCAUGUUAACAUGACGAGGCAAGAACGCUAACGAAGAAAACAAUUUUUUCAUUGUUGAAGCAGGAAAUCUGUUAACAGCGAUUGUAUUGUAUUAAUAAAGUUUUCGUUUUUACCAUAGAAACCUUAAUUUUUCACUGAUUAUUAAGGUGAAGGCAUAGGAAACGCAAACAGACGUUAAGAAGGUCAACUUCCAGUGGUUUAAAAUGUCGUCGGGUAAAGAAGUCCUCACGCUUAACAACGCACAGAGAAACAAUGUUAUUAUAGCCAUCGAAGCAACCGCCCUGAUUUUGGUGGACAUCACAGCCUUGAUCGGUAAUGCUCUAGUUUUUGCCGUUGCCUACAGAAAUCGCAGGCGCCACACCAUCACGGAUCUCCUUAUCGUGGCUCUGUCCCUAACAGAUCUGCUUGUGGCGGUGACGGUGAUGCCGCUGUCAGCUGGAAGUCUCAUCUCUGGAGUCUGGCUAUACAACCGAUCCGUCUGUCUUUUCCAAGGAUUCUGCAUUAUAACCUUCGCUACCGCAUCCCUCAACACAUUAUCUGUGAUUGCAGUGAACCGGUAUUUCUGUGUCGUGAGACCCAACGACUACCGAACCGUAUUUUCCAUGAAGAAAACGCUGGGAUACAUAGCGCUUGUCUGGUUGCUUGCUUGCAGUUUUUCCACCUCGCCGCUUGUGUUCGGAAGAGAAGACUACGCCUUCCAACCCGGAAAAGUCCUGUGCGUUUAUCCCUUUGAAAUCAACAUCGCCUACACUGUGUGCCUGGAUAUUCUCUUCAUCGGAAUUCCGACAACAGCUAUUUGUUUCUGCUACUGGCGCGUUUUUAAGACGGUACGGGGGCGAAACCGUGUCAUGACAGCCAACGACGACGAGUUAACGUCCAGAGUUCACGUACAAGAUGCGAACAUCACCAAAACACUUCUCUUCGUCCUGGUUGGAUUUGCUUUUUGUUGGCUCCCAGUAUUAGUGAUGGACACGAUUGACGUGGUGACAGGUGCGCUCAUUCUCCCGCGCCAACUCUACCUGUUCUAUACUUUCAUGGUUUUCUUGUCCUCUACCAUAAACCCAUUCAUCUACGCACUUGUUAACAAGAGAUUCAGAAGGGAAUACUGGAAGAUUUUGCGGCGACUGUGCUGUGCCCGCCGUCACUUUCACGUCGCAUCGGUAGGAUCGUCGAUAAACUAGUUUUUAACUCGGAUUGAAAGCUUAAGAGGUUUUAUUUAUGAAAGUGACUUCAUAGGCCUGUUUGCAUUCUGUUUUGAAGAGGAAGGCCGUGAGUGAAUUAAGGAUAAAAAGUCACUAUCGUUUUGGAGCUUAGAGGUGCGGCACCUUGAAAUUCAUGAGGAUUGCACCGCGUUUAAACUUUUCUGUAAAUAACAACUCGGUGCAUGGUGUAAUCAAUCUUGGUCUUAAGUAGCGAGUUUGUGAUUUAGCUUAAAGAAAACUACAAGCAAGGGUGAGGAUAGUAUGUUUCAUAGCUUUAUAAAAACUAGACGCGUUCAGACAGUAAGUGCGCUGACUGUACAGUGGAACGGAAUGCGUCCGUAAACGUUUAUAAAAACCGCACCCAAAGCUAAAAUUUGAGAACCUUUUUGUAACUGUUACACCCGCUUAUUUCUUUAUAAUUUUCGAUUUGUAACAAUACCUUUGUAAGAUAAGAUUCCUAUCAGAUCUUUCUCUUGAUUGAGUUACAAGAAACUUUAAUCAAAGAUCGCGAGCAAGAUACAUUUUACAUGUAAAUGGGCGGAAAAUAUAUCUGUAACAUGAACCCGCUAAAUAUUGUUUAUUAAAGACUGAUAAAAUUAUACAUUGUCAGACCCUUACCUGAUUUGUUGUGGAGUUUAAUCGCAACAAUGCACAGGAGAGAGGGUUUUUAGAUCUACGUUUACCGCAAGCGACAAACGGCGACGGGUCACGUGACCAGACCCAGAGGUCACGUUUGAGGUUUUCGACUCGCGUUCCGAACGUUAUUAACAGGUAGAUUUUCACGUAAGUCAUUCAUCUCAAGCUUUAUUGCCUUGAAAUUUAUUACAUACCACGUAAAAAUGCUGAAAUCGAAUAAAGUAACAAUUUUUCUACGAAUUCGUUGUAAUUUUUAACCAAACAAGCAAUUACCCAGCCUUUUGUUGUUGUUUGUAGAAAGGCACUGAUGCUACUACAAUGUUCCCUAAUUCUUAUUUUUACCCUAGCCAAUUAUAAUUUGGGGAAUUACAGUUUAUGAACCAAGGUAAUAUCUCACCUUGAAUCCAAGAAUGGAGAAAAUAACGAUUGAAGCAAAUAUGGGGGUACCACAGUUAAUAGUGGACACCAGAAUGGCGUCUCUCUUGUAGUUGUUGUGCACGUCAUUGUAACUCGACAUUGCGAUAAGCCCUCCAACUGCUAACCCCAAGGAAUAAAAGAUCUGUGUUGCCGCUUCUAACCAAACUUGAGGAUCGGCUAGCUUUUCAAACUGGAAAAAAAAACAGAGGAAAAAUGGAAAAACAACCACGUAAAUAUCAAAUAAAAUCGUACAGGGUGUUAACAUGACAUGAGGUUUAUAAUACAGGAGUCAGCCAAUAAGGGGGCGUUACUGGCAUAUUUUUAAUUUUGUCCCUAUGAAUUAUUUGGUAAAUAAGCCAUGCUGAUAGAACAGCAUACCAAGAGUUGUGACGAGUUUACGCAUGGCAGCGCAUUGUUUAUACCUUAUGUAAAAUAACAGAAAUUUCAAUGUGGUUUACCGGAAUAAAAUUGAAUAGCUAUUGACCAAUCAUAUCACGCGAAUUCCGAUUUUUUUGUCACUAUACCAUAUCUUAACCGCGUAAGUGAUGAUACUUUUUUUUCAGUCCCGUUACUUGUAAUUAUUUUUAGUGAUUUAGCAAUUUCUUGCUUUUGCAAUUGAGAAAGACUGCACUUUACUUUUCUGUAUACUUGAAUCUCUUCUUAUCAGCGGACUGUGUAAAAACAACGCGCAUAUAUACCAUUGGAAAUUGCAACACUCGCCUUUGGAAUUACGAUAGAUAAAUUCUCCUCUUUCCAUGUUUGUACAUUUUGCUACUUAUUGCUCGGUGAGCCAAACUAACGCGUGCAAAUGUUAUCUCCUUAGAAAUUUUCCUCUCGUUCCCUUACAAGUGUUACCUCAGGUGUAAACAUAUGUUUGAUGCCAUCUCCAGAGCCUGGUAAACUGAAGCCGCGACCAAAGAAGAUGGGAAGGUAGCGGUAAAGUAGACAGCCUGAAAACAAGCAAGAAAUUUGAUCACAUUUUUGUGGUAGCAUACGUGUAAGCUUCUUCCAUUUGCUUUAGUUCAUAGGAGACCUGUGCAAGUGUCGUCCAUUUUUGAUAAAAUAUGAAGCACAUGUACCCCAAAUAUGUCUUCACAGCGUUCGAACCCCAGUCAAACGUCUCCUGAGUGCUUUCAGCCCAGUUCCUCCGAUGACGUCACUAGAAGCUCGACCCAGAUCCCACUUUGCGAGGCCGUGGCCGCAGAAAUUUUAAACGCUUGUAGAAAAGUGGGGAUUUUAUCAAUUGAGAUAAUUUUUGCGCUGAAGUAAUUGGGAAAACUAGUUCAUUUUAUUAAAGGAAAAUCAAAAUAAAAUUGGGGGUUAGUUGCACUUUUAAAAAGCAAAGAGUCUCCAAUACUUUUAGUUGCAGGAGUUCGGUUAGCUGGCAGCAGCGUGGUCUCUCCACGGACUUCCUAUUUUGUCUUGGGUUUGCCGGAGACCGCAAAAAAGGAUUUACUGCAGAGGAUUUGAAAAAAGCUUGAACGCAAGGAGGUGGCCUUGGGAAAAGACAGAAAAGAAAAACAACUCGUUACAAAAAAAACAUAUACGUCUGUGGACAGACAAGGAGCCGCGCAAAAACUUGACUCAUUUGACUUGACCCUCCUCCCCACCACCCCCCGCCCCCGAAGAAAAAUACAAGAGGGGCUUUGUAUCCUGAUUGUAAGAAAAACUAAAGGUUGGCUUUGACAAUCACCUUUCCCGCAGAUUCCACUCCUCGCAUCAUGCACAGGAACACCACAAUCUGCGAAAGCAACAACACCAGGCAUAAAUGCAACCUACAACAAAACCAUUGCUGUGGUCGUUGAAUUACAUACCUCCACCAUUUUUCUGGCACAAAUACGGGAAUCGCCAGACAUUUGCAAGGCCAACAGCAAAUCCUACAGUAGCCAGCAUGUAUUCCAGUUUAUUGCCCCAUCCCUUUUUUUUCCCUUCUUCGACAUCCACUUGCGAUUCACUUUCCGUGUUGCCUUUCGUAUCUUGGCCAGCUAUGGCAUGUUCGUCGUUCGAUGGGGAAGUCACCGUGACGGUAAUUUGCCCGUUUUGUUCGCUUUUCUCUGUCAUUUUCCUAGCAUUCUUGCGGUACGUUCGGUGCAAGCUGCUGGAUCUGCCACCCCUCGAGUGUCAGCUCGGUGUUAAUAUUUAAUAUAUUAAACCUGGACAGUAACCAUGCCGACUACCCCUGCUUCAAGAGCAUCGAAUUUCCAAAACAAUCAUCGAAACGCGCAGAACAAAAGUGUGCUUCAGUUGCUUACAAUUUACAAUCGAAUUUACAAUCCUCAACGAGUCUUGAGAAACAGAAAACGACACUGACCCUGAUACUAAACGUCAACCAAAAUAUAACAACUGGCUUUUCGAUGGCUUUCUUUUUUCGCAGCGGUAGGGGUGAUGAAAAUUUAAUAAGAUAGAGAUCUUGAGCACCGCAUGAUCAUUCUAAUCGAUUCUAAGAAUGUAUCUUUCCAUGCGCAGGCUGGGUAUGUUUAUUUUUCUGCCGAGAUGAGGCUAAAAAUAUUCUUGUGUACAUUCUUAGAUUACAGAGUACACGUAUUGUACACGUAUUUCAGCUAAAUAAACUGGACGUGACCAUGCAUGAAUUGAAUUAUCAAGUCAGGGGCGUAG